Molecule: messenger RNA, 1743 nt
Organism: Penicillium roqueforti
Lineage: Eukaryota; Fungi; Ascomycota; Eurotiomycetes; Eurotiales; Aspergillaceae
Product: fungal specific transcription factor domain-containing protein
Exons: 3
Coding region: 1-1743 (580 amino acids)
Biological process (GO): positive regulation of transcription by RNA polymerase II
Molecular function (GO): DNA-binding transcription factor activity, RNA polymerase II-specific; sequence-specific DNA binding
Source: RefSeq, a predicted model, not a curated record
AUGGGAGAUAACAUCACAAUCCCGCUGGAAUACUUGAAACAACUCGAGCAACGGGUCGCAGAGCUGGAUCAUGAGUCUAGCGUUAUAGAGACCACGGUCGAAACAUGUGAUGCUGGAGUCCAGACGGAUUUUGAAGACCCAGAACACAAGCGCAGUAAUACAGGCAAUGACUCGGACUACCUGAUGGCCGAGCAGAAUAGUAGCGGGGAGAAUGACGGCUCUUUUAUGCUUCUGCCAGACUUGCAACACAGCAGCGAAAGAUCACCGCGAAAAUAUCCAUCAUCUUUCUCGCCUGACGCGUUCUCUUUAUUCCCGGAGACGACAUUCGACGUCCCCUGGAUUGACCUGGCACCCUCGUAUCCUUUGACUGAUGACGAUGCCCCUUGGCUCAAAGAGCUCUAUACAAAUGUGUUUUUCUCCGUGACUCACCGCGAGUGGCCCUUCUUGAACGAAACAGCUUGGAAAUCAUGGCAUGCCGAGGCAGUCCUGGAAGGGCAGGAUGAAUGGAAAGCCUUCUUUCUGCAGAUGGUGUAUGCUAUUGGUGCAUCCCUUUGCAAUGUUUUACAACGAGACCCUUCGCACUCCGUUCGGUCAAAGGAGUAUCAUACCUCGGCUAUGAGAUAUUACCCAUAUGUUGUCGGGCAUUCGUCUAUGGUCUUGCAAAUCCAAGCUUCACUGUUCAUGAUACUCUAUGCUAUGCAUUCUCCUUCUUCCGAAGACAUCAUAACGAGCGUCUCUUCUGUGCUACCUUUCUGUACAGCUGCCAUGACAGAGAUCCGGAAGCACGUAUCGAUAUGCCGCGACAAUGGAUCCAUGACCGAAUUUAGCGAGGUUUUGUCUGAGAACAUGUUCAUUACUUGCUACAUGCUCAAUGAAGUCAUUGUUUCAGGGUGGGACCGACCAGUGUCGGCUGCCUACAGGGUUGUUGACGAUGACAUGUGCACUCUGGGAGAUACCCUCCAACCAACCCUAAGCACAAACCCCGCUAUAAGACACUUGUUCCGACUACGCAAGAUCCAAGCCAGCAUCAGAAGAACGCGGGAGAACCGACCCCGAAAUCCCCUCGCCAGAUAUGGUAAAGGUUAUACCUCCUCAUUCAAGUCCGCUCUCGAUAGAUGGCGACAAGAGAUUCCACACUACGAAUUAGACAGUGACCAACACGGCUAUCUCCAUCCUAUAUGGAUGCGAAAGCUGUAUGUUUACAGUCUCUUGAUCCUGAUAGAAGAGAAAGGCGAUCUCAUCGAGAUGGACGGAAUAGAGGAAAUUCUCGCGACGAUAGCGGAGGUCUGUCUCAAUUUCCGGCUGCUGCAAGAAGAAGGACAUGUGAUGUGCUUUACCUGGUCUGCACUUGUAUUCCAAUUCCGAGCGGGAAUCAUGAUGCUUUACAUUGUCUGGGCGACAACCCCAAUCACUGAUAUUCGGGAUCAACAGCGUAUCAGAGAGAACAACCAGCAGGCCAUUGCUACAUGUGCAGCCAAUCUAGCUGGCUUUGUCGACCGGUGGAACGACGCAACGCCAUAUAUGAAAGUGCUGGAGUUCGUACGACAGAAGAUCAUGUGGGAUUCUGGCACAUUUGAAGCUAAUUCUAGUGCUGCAAUACCACUGGAAGUGGCUGAAUUGCACUUGGAGCAGUUGAGGAAGAGUUAUCUACACCGAGCUGUCUUGGGGAUGAUUGAAGAUAUGAUAUAUGGGAGGAGUAUACAUCAGGACAUUUUAGAGGAAGAUUAUAGAGAGAUGUCGUAA